Molecule: messenger RNA, 2479 nt
Organism: Cryptotermes secundus
Lineage: Eukaryota; Metazoa; Arthropoda; Insecta; Blattodea; Kalotermitidae
Gene: Tsr1
Product: pre-rRNA-processing protein TSR1 homolog
Exons: 13
Coding region: 127-2340 (737 amino acids)
Biological process (GO): ribosome biogenesis; endonucleolytic cleavage of tricistronic rRNA transcript (SSU-rRNA, 5.8S rRNA, LSU-rRNA); maturation of SSU-rRNA from tricistronic rRNA transcript (SSU-rRNA, 5.8S rRNA, LSU-rRNA)
Cellular component (GO): preribosome, small subunit precursor; nucleus
Molecular function (GO): U3 snoRNA binding; GTPase activity; GTP binding
Source: RefSeq, a predicted model, not a curated record
GAAGCCAAUAAAGCAGGCGAAGGCGGAGAAGGUAGAAAGCAUACGGCGUUCGGAUUGUUUUGGAUGCUGUGGUCGGCCUGGUUACAAGCUUUGGAUUGCGACUGCUUUUGAAGUUCAGUCAUUAAAAUGCGUUCUGACUCGGUUCAAGAUAGACAUCGACCUGGAGUACUGAAACAAGAGAAUAAAGCUCAUAAGUCUGGCAGACAUAGGAGUAAAGGCGCCAUUAGUAAUGCUGCGAAAGCCCAUGGAAAUGGUGCAGCAGCUGUAAGGUUGGAUGCAGAUAGUAUACUCAGUCACUGNGACGAAGCAGUUAUUACGCAUAGUCGUGAAGGAUAUGUGCAUAUAAGCUCUCCUAUGUUCAAGCAACGAUUCUCAGUAAUGAUGGCAUUACCUGGAGGUAUGACUGGCACUUUGGAUGCAUUAAAGGUGGCUGAUACAGCCCUCUUCCUGUUAUCAGCACGUCAUCCUGAUGGUAUUGAUGCAGUUGGAGAAAAAAUACUGGUCUCUUCUCUGGCACAAGGUCUGCCAUCCACCAUUAUGGCCGUUACUGAAUUGGACUACCUGUCGGUCUGGGAGCAGCGUAAAAGAAUGCGGCGCCUACAAAAGGCGGUAUCAUUGUGGUUGCCUGAUGAAAAAAUUAUGAUUUUAACCCGAUUCGGUGAUGGACUGCCCAUUCUUCGUCGUGCAGGAAGUCAGAAGCAGCACGAUAUUAAAUAUCGCAAUAUGCGACCAUAUAUUUUGGCAGAAUCUGUUCAGUAUAGUCCAGAUAAUCAGGGCUUCGAAGGUACUUUGAAAGUGACGGGCUAUGUUCGAGGUCGGCCUCUAUCUGUCAAUUCUCUUAUACAUAUCACAGGCUGGGGAGAUUUUCAGAUGUCUCAAAUUGAUGCCCCAGAUGAUCCACAUCCAUUGGAGAAAAGAACUAAUGGAAAUAGAAAGGAAGCCUAUGAAGGGUCAGGAAAUGAUAAGAUGGAAGAAGAUGUAAGGAUCUUGGAAGUAGCAGAGCCUGGAAAACAGGAGUCACUUCAAAGUGAAUACAUCCCAGAUCCAAUGGAUUGUGAACAGACUUGGCCUACCGGGAUGGAAUUUAUAGAAGUUGAUGGAGGAACCAGACUUGCAAAGCGUAAAAUACAGAAGGUACCAGAGGGAAUGUCAAAUUACCAGGCUGCUUGGAUACCUGAUAGUGAUGCAGAGGAAGUUGAUAUCAGUGAAGAUAAGGAGGAUGGUAUGAAAACAGACAUGGAUGAGUUGAGUGAAGAGAGCAGCUCUGAAGGAGAACAUGAUGAAGAAGGAGAAAGUGAUGCUAUGACAACUGAUUUUGGUGCUGAGGAUGAACAAUAUGAUGAAAAUAUCGACUUUGCAGAGGAGGAAGAGGCAUUGAAGAAAGUGAAGGAAGCACAAAUGGACAAGCUCUUUCCUGAUGAGCGAGACACUCCAGAAGGUACGGCAGCAAGAAUCCGCUUUCAGAAAUAUCGUGGUCUUAAGUCAUUUAGAACAUCACCAUGGGAUCCCAAAGAAAAUCUUCCGAGUGAUUAUGCAAGAAUAUUCCAGUUUAAGAACUUCGAUCGCACAUGUAAAAGGAUCACGAAGGAGGAAAAUAAGGAAGGAGCUUUGCCUGGUUCAUAUGUCACGAUUCAUGUUAUUGGAGUUCCACAGUAUUUCUUAAAAUCUCGUCGACCAUAUCAAACAAUUGUUCUCUUUGGACUGUUGCCACACGAACAGAAAAUGUCUCUUCUCAACUUCGUUAUUAAGCGACCAAAGGUUAACGGAUAUAACCAGAAGAUAAUCGAAUCAAACGAGGAAUUCGUCUUUCACUGUGGCUACAGAAGAUUUAAAGCUAGGCCUAUUUUUAGUCAACACACUAGUGGUACUAAACAUAAAUAUGAGCGGUUCUUCCAAUCCGAUGCGACUGUAGUAGCAAGUGUUUUUGCUCCAAUUAUGUUCCCACCAGCUCCUGUGUUAGUGUGCAAGGAGAUGAGAUAUGGAAUGCAGGAACUAGUUGCAACAGGACGUCUGCUGUCUGUGAAUCCAGACCGCGUUGUUUUAAAGCGUGUCGUACUGUCAGGGUAUCCAUUUAAAAUUCUGAAAAAUUCUGCAGUUGUCAGAUUCAUGUUCUUCAACCGUGAGGACAUUAAAUGGUUUAUGCCAGUGGAACUGAGAACAAAAUACGGGAGAAGGGGACAUAUUAAAGAACCCUUAGGUACUCAUGGUCAUAUGAAGUGUGUGUUUGAUGGACAGCUGAAAUCUCAAGAUACAGUACUUAUGCAUCUAUACGGUCGUGUAUUUCCAGAGUGGAAAUAUGAACCAUAUGUAACCUCAACAUCAACAAUGUUUGGAUGCUGAAGAUUUUUAAUGAGUAGAGUAUGACAAUAUCUGAUGAUGUACAGACUUUAUACUUGUGUUUGUAAUAAUGUAAUGCUUUGUAACUAAGAAUAUAUCAGAGAACAGAACAUAAUAAAUCAGAGUGCUUGUUUCUGGUUGA